AUGUUUGUUUACCUCUUCCCAAACCUCCUCUCCCAAUCGUCCUCUCCAAACUCUCAUCUCAAUCCCCUUUACCCACCCGUCGCUCACCCACCCCUUCCCCUUCCCCCCCCUUCUCCCCAGCUGCUUGCAGCGGUGUGUGUGCUGGCAGUGAUGCUGACAGCCAAGAUUGCCCCAGUGUGUGCGCUGGCAGUGAUGCUGACAGCUAAAGUCGCCGGAAUAAGCUACUCCUCCUUCCACGCCUUCCGCUACCUCAUUGCUGCCAGCCUGUUCGCAGCGGUGUGUGCGCUGGCAGUGAUGCUGACUGCUAAAGUCGCCGGGAUAAGCUACUCGUCUUUCCACGCCUUCCGCUACCUCAUUGCUGCCAGCGUGAUCGCUGGAUUCUGGGCGCUGCUGCUUCUACUCAUCGAUCUUGGACUGCUGGCUGCAGGAAUGACCUCUCACUCCGCCAUCUUCAAGAUUCUCAGGAUCAUCGGAGAUUUCCACCUGCUCACCCUAGCGCUGCCCAUCCUUAGGAGUGAUAUAAAGCAGCGACGACCCUGCCUCGACAUCCCCCCUCUCCACCCCUCCCUGUCCCGCCCCUCCUGCUCCCCUGCCUCCUCCCUCGCCUCCCCCCUCCCUCUCAUGCCCUGA
This is a messenger RNA of Closterium sp. Naga37s-1, 630 nucleotides long. The record is from the annotation of a GenBank genome assembly. Lineage: Eukaryota; Viridiplantae; Streptophyta; Zygnematophyceae; Desmidiales; Closteriaceae.